This is a messenger RNA of Danaus chrysippus (African queen), 3747 nucleotides long. NCBI's taxonomy places the organism in Eukaryota, Metazoa, Arthropoda, Insecta, Lepidoptera, Nymphalidae. The record is from the annotation of a GenBank genome assembly.
AUGGAAACGAUACCGCGAUCUAGAAUACAACUAGCGCCAUCUAGUGGCGGAGUUGGAAGUAGUUUUCGAGUUGGUAAUGAGGUGAGUUCCUCUACAACCCUGCUGGAGUAUCUCCGAAGACACUUGGAGCUGCGCGGUACCAAGUACAUGUGUCUGGAGGGAGGAUGCGGAGCCUGUAUCGUGAAUGUAGUCAAAAGUCCUGGUGAAGCUUCAUUAGGUGUCAAUUCAUGCAUGGUGCCAAUAACGUCUUGCAAUGGCUGGGAUAUAACAACUAUUGAGGGAAUUGGCAAUCGCUUGAAAGGUUAUCAUCCAAUACAAAUGACAUUGGCUGAGAAUAACGGCUCGCAGUGCGGCUACUGCAGUCCAGGAUGGGUCAUGGCAUUAUACAGCAUUCUCAGAAACCGACGGCCGACAAUGCUCGAAAUAGAGCAAUCAUUUGGGAGUAAUAUAUGCAGAUGUACUGGUUAUAGGCCAAUUUUAGAGGCGUUCAAGAAAUUCGCAAUAGAUUAUCCUGAUCCUAAGAUUAUACCAGAUAUUGAAGAUUUAAAAUUGUGUCAGAAGACUGGAGAACAGUGUUCGAAAAAUAGUUGUAGCGAGUGGGAUUGGUGUGUAAUAAACAAAAGCGAUUUGACUGAUGAUAUUCUUCACAUUCAGUUAAGAGAUCACAGAAAUUGGUUUAAAGCUACCACUGUUGAUCAUAUUUUCUCACUUUGGCAACAAUUUGGUACGGAAUCCUAUAUGCUGGUUGGGGGUAAUACGGGAAAAGGCGUUGUUCCAAUACUGGAAUAUCCGAAACUUCUUAUUGAUAUAAACCAUGUUCCCGAACUGCAUGGUUAUUAUGUGGAUCAAAAUUUGGUAAUCGGAGCGUCAACGACUCUCACUGAUUUAAUGACGAUAUUUGAAUUCAAAGGUGACACUAGAGAAUUUAAUUAUUUGAAUAUACUUAAUGAUCAUUUGAGAGUGGUAGCUCAUAUAGCUAUUAGAAAUUCUGCAACUAUUGGGGGAAACUUAACAUUGAAGAAUCUACAUCCUGGGUUCCAAUCUGACAUUUACAUAAUAUUGGAGACUGCUGGAGCACAGUUGACCAUAUUGACAGAUUUCCACAGCGAAAAAGUUGUAAGUAUGCAAGAAUUUCUCAAAAUGGAUAUGACAGGAAAAAUUAUUAAAAAUGUAAUUCUACCUCCACUUAAAGAGAAGCACAAGAUCGUGACGUUUAAGGUCGCGCCUCGAAGUCAAAAUGCACACGCCUGGGUUCACGCUGGUUUUCACUACGUAGUAGACACGUAUGACAUAGUUUUAGAUUGUAUUAUCGUGUAUGGAGGACUUUCCCCUAAUUAUACCAGGUCGUGGAAGACUGAGCAAUAUCUUGUUGGUAAACAUUUGUGGAAUAAUAAAACCCUUCAGGGGGCGCUAAAUAUUCUGAAUGAAGAAUUGGAAGUGUCUGAGAGUCUGCCGGACCCACCGGUACGUUACAGGCGACAGGCUGCUUUGGGAUUAUUUUACAAGGGUCUGCUCGCACUUUAUCCUCAAGAGAUACUAAAUCCUCGUUAUAUUUCUGGAAUGACUAAAAUUCAUAAUACUCGUCCGGUUUCACGAGGACAGCAAAAUUUUGAAACAAAUCCUGCCCUUUGGCCAAUUAAUUUGCCAAUACCAAAACUGGAAGCUCUAAUACAAUGUGCAGGAGAAGCUGAAUAUACUGAGGAUUUACCAACACUUCCAAGAGAAGUGUAUGCAGCCUUCGUACUGACUACAGUUCCUCUUGGAACCAUUACUAAAAUAGAUGCCAGUAAAGCUUUGGCCGUGCAUGGAGUGAUUGCGUUUUACACGGCAGCGGAUAUUCCAGGAAGAAACAGUUUUGUACCAGCAGUAAAUGACACUAAUAAGGCUGACGAAGAAGUGCUAUGUGAUGGAGAAGUCAAAUACUAUAAUCAACCUCUUGGUAUUAUUGUUGGCGAAUACCAAGAAGCGGUGGAUAAAGCUGUUAUUUUGGUUGAAGUCACAUACGCUAACGUUCGACAACCGGUCCUGGAUAUAGCCAUAGCUAAACACAUACCUGAGAGGGUAACCUUUUACGCUGCAAAUAAUCCUUCUGGAAGAGGAAAUGACAUAUAUAAAAUAAUUAAAGGCGAGCAAAAUAUAUACACACAAUAUCAUUUUCCAAUAGAAACAAUAGUGGGUAUAACUCAGAAGACAGAAGAAGGAAUACGAGUUUUUAACACGGCUCAGGGGAUAGAUUCAGUGCAAGUAACAACAUCUAGAGCAUUGUUAAUGGAUCAGAGUAGAAUAGACGUAUUUGUGCGACGACUUGGAGGCGCUUAUGGUUAUAAAAUAACCAGGUCAACACAAGUUUCAAUAGCUAGUAGUUUGAUUGCAUACAAGCUGAAUCGUCCUUGCCGCUUUAUACAAUCAUUGAGAGCUAAUAUGAGAGCUGUUGGAAAAAGAUUACCUGCUUCUAGUAAUUAUGAGGUUGCCGUAAACCAAGACGGAGUGAUUCAGUACGUAGAUUAUGACCUUUAUAGUGAUAAUGGUUAUAUUGUUAAUGAAACUCUUUUGGUUGCUGGCACUGGGGACUAUAACAAUGCUUAUAGAAGUGAUACGUGGAAAUACAGAUCCUUUACUGUUACAACCGACACUCCAUCAAAUAGCUGGUGUCGGGCUCCAGGUUCAUUGGAACAUGUUGCGAUGGCCGAAACUAUCUUAGAGAGAAUAGCGUAUGAAAUGAAUAUUGAUCCAUUUGAAAUUCGUUUAAGAAACUUCGAUUCAAUAAAUUAUGAUGAGAUGAUAGGUAUGAUAACAAGAAUAAGAACAGAGUCUCAAUAUGAUGAAAGAAAAGUUCUGGUUGAAAAAUUUAACAUGAACAAUCGGUGGAAAAAGCGUGGUCUAAAAGUCUCAUUUCUUAGAUGGAACGCAUCUCGAACUAAAUAUAUAGAUGUUAACUUGGACGUUUAUAAAGAUGAUGGGACAGUAGCUAUAACGCACGGAGGAAUUGAAAUGGGUCAAGGAAUGAAUACAAGAGCCGUGCAGAUAUGCGCCAGCUUUUUGAACAUACCUUUGGAUAAAAUUCAAAUAAAAUCCACUAACACUAUUAGCACACCGAACAAUAGCGAUACAGAGUCUAGUGUGACAUCUCAGAAUGUAGGUAGAGGUGUUCGAAGAUGCUGUGAAGAACUCUUGACACGAUUAGAGCCAGCAAAAAAACAACUACAUAACCCUUCUUGGGUUGAACUUAUUCAAAAAGCUUAUGCUAUGAAUAUUGAUUUGCAAGUACACGGUUUUGUAAGUCCUGAUGAUGAAGUGGACCAAACUAUUUACGGUGUUACAGUCGCUGAAGUUGAAAUAGAUGUUUUAACAGGGGAAUGGGAAAUUUUGAGGGUCGAUUUAAUUGAAGAUGUCGGAAGAAGUAUUAAUCCGGAUCUUGAUGUUGGUCAAAUUGAAGGUGCUUUUGUGAUGGGUCUUGGUUACUGGACAACAGAAAAUAUAGUGUAUGAACCGCGAAGUGGAGAAAUUCUCUCAGACCGUACCUGGCAGUACUGGGUACCCAGCGCCAGAGAUAUCCCACAGGAUUUUAGGAUCUACUUUAGAAAACGGUCGUUUAGUAAUGAGGCUUUCCUUGGAUCUAAAGCAACGGGUGAGCCAGCGACAUGUAUGGCAAUUGUUAUACCAUUUGCAAUAAGGGGUGCCAUAGCAUCAGCUCGUGAGGAAACUGGCAUACCUAUAACAGAAUGGUUCCAAAUAGGUGAUUUUUAG